AUGGCUCCUAAGGUCGGUAAGAAUCGAAAAUUAAGACGACCAGACAGAUUCAAGUUCAUUCGGGAGCUUUUGCUGGCCGAACUCGAGCCCACAGAUUGCAGGCGAGACAUACCCUCUACCGGCGAUGAGCGUAAAGAUAAAGAGGCUUUCGAGAAAGCCGAACAAAAGGAUGAAGAAGAAGCCAAACAUGAACUGGAACAGAUCUUGAACAUGCUCCGACUCUUUGCGCACAUGGAGAAGCUGAUGGCAUUCUCGCUUCUAGCGUGUUUGAACUGUUUUCUGUACUACUUCACAGUAUUUCCUGCACGUCUGAUCUAUAGCUGUUUCGGCGAAAGGAAAGUGCAGCAAACUCGAAAAGAGUUCAUUAUGCUGCUCGUGAUGACCUGUGCGUCCGGCAUCCUUCUGAGAGUAGACACCUCGCAAGUAUAUCAUAGAAUCAAGGGCCAGAGCGCUAUGAAACUGUAUAUGAUGUUUGGUGUCCUAGAUAUGUGCGACAAAAUGUUAUCGUCUUUUGGACAAAGUCUACUUUUGGUCGUGGGCUCCAGGAACCGCUACAAAAAAGGGUCGGCAGCGCUUCAGACACUGGCUCUUUAUAUAUGCGCUAUGGCAUAUCUAACCUUCCAUGGGUUCAUUCUCAUGUAUGAAACAAUUGCGCUCAAUGUGGCCGUGAAUUCAUACUCCAACUCGCUUGUGACGCUGCUGCUAUCUAUGCAAUUUGCCGAGAUCAAGGCCAGCGUCUUCAAACGUUUUGACAAAGAAGGUCUUUUCCAAAUUACAAUAGCAGACAUCAUAGAAAGAUUCCAAAUGGUGAUUCUUCUAACUAUAAUUGGUAUUAGAAACCUGAUCGCGUCAAUGUCGUCUUUUUCCACUGAUUGUCCAUAUUCUUGGUCCUGGAGCUCAGCGUCCUCCACAUUCGUGCGCUCUCUGUGUGGCCCGGUUAUCACCGUGAUAGGAAGUGAGAUCUUUGUUGACUGGGUUAAGCAUGCAUACAUUACAAAGUUCAAUCGCGUGAGACCUCAAAUGUACGGAACAUUUUUGAAAAUAUUAUGUGCCGAUCACACUCAUAAUCUCCAAAGGUUUCAGUCCCGGCUUGGACUUCCAGUACCUGCCUUGGUGGUUCUUUUCGUUGUUAUGAUUAGGCCUGCUCUGGGGGUGGGACUCAGUGAAAUAUCAAAUUCGGUCAUCCGCACCUUUUCCAUCGUCGCUAUGAGCUUUGUGUGUUUACUACUUUCCGAGUUUGUUCUACAUCUCGCUUUGAGUAAAUGGUCUCAAGCGUUACAGGCUCACAACGGAGUCUGCACUUUUGCCGUUAACGAAGCAAUGUAUGUUCCAGGACUGCCGUCAAGUGGGUAUGGAAAGAUUGAUGAGAAAACAAGGAUGCAAGUCCAUACGUCUGGAUGCGACGACGUCAGCCAAAAUCAAUCAAGGCUUCCGUCUAGUCUGGUUGAGAAGCGUGUACAACACGAUUCCAAACGCAGUCUUAAGAACGUGUCACGAUACAAGAUGGUGUCUAAGCGUAUUUGGUAA
Lachancea sp. 'fantastica' is the source of this 1527-nucleotide messenger RNA. The record is from the annotation of a GenBank genome assembly. NCBI's taxonomy places the organism in Eukaryota, Fungi, Ascomycota, Saccharomycetes, Saccharomycetales, Saccharomycetaceae.